CUAGACAAAGGUUUUGAUUCUCUGCUUGCUUGGUGGAGCAGGAGGGCUUUGUGAGGUAGUUUGAUGGCCUGAGUAUGUCUUCUGUGAGGCAGAAAGCCAAACUCUAGAAUUCGGAGGCUUUGCAUUCUAACACCAUGGAAUUCUGGGGGAGGGAUGACUAGGGAAGUUGAGUGAUGUUGAACCCUAAUUUUAUUCUGUGGGAUGUGGGAUACCCGAUAUAUACGUAUGGAUCUAUCUUCAUUAUUGCAUUAAUUAUUUGGCAUGUGAAAAGGAGCUAUCAGGGAUUAAGUGCCUAUCCAAAGAGGAGCUGCUGCCGGCGUCACCGAAAAGUCAGGCAGAGGGCUAAAGAUGCAGCAUCAAGAGCCAGGAGACUUUCCCGAGAAGAAGCUGAGAAGCCGUGGGAGCUGCUGUCUAUCAUGAAAAGCCAAAGCUGGCUCCCCAAGGAGGAACAUGUGCGGCAGCUCCUGUGUGUAGAUCCCUGCUGCCAAAUCUGUGAUGCUGCAACUCUAGAGAUUCGUCAGUUGCUGGAGAGCGAGCAAAGUCAGAUCUCCCCUGCUUUUUUGGUACUGCCACGGGGCUCUUCUUGCCUGGAGAUGGUGCCCAUGUCCAGUGCGUCUUUUGAGCAGAACGUGGAGCUUCAUUCCAGACCCUCCACAGACUUUCCACCAGCACCUGUGACCCAAACACUAACGGAACACUUAACACAGUCGACCAGCACAGCCGCAGUUCAACAGCACUGUGCGGAUCACCUCCUGUCAGGACAGGGAUUUCAUCGGGCAGACAUGCUCAUGGUCUCUGAGGCUGCAGCUUCUUCAAGGCUUAGGGAGCCUGCGGUUUUAGUGAAUGCCGAAGAGAUGAUGCACAGCGAACUAAGCUAUAACUACAUCCAGGAGAUCCAAGACCACCCAUCUUUCAACUCACAGACCCCUUUUCAAACCCUGAGCCCAGAUAGUAUUCACGUCACACAUCCGAUGACCCUGUCUCCUGUCACCACUGUCCUCCCGCCAUCCCACAAUCCGGAAGUGGUAAGGCUUCUUGAGCUACAUGUGAAAAAAUUGAUGCAUUUCCAAAGGUGGGGGCUCCCCAGACGUGUAGAGGAAUCACUAAGGCAACUUAUGCCAAACCCCCCAAUGUAUUUCCAGCUAGAAAAUAACCAACCAGUUUCUUUGAUCAUGAACAAUACUCCUCAAGACUAUGUUCACGGGUUUGGGAGUCUUUCCCCUGAGACCUGGUGCUCAUAUAAAGACAACCAACCUACCCAGAUCUUUUGGGUUUCUCAGUGGUCUAAUGUGGAGCUGGAACAAAAAGCACACUGCGGACAAAUCACAAGUCCUGUGGAGAAGUCCUUAUCCUCUCCUGACCAUGACAUUCUCCAUGGCAUCUGGCUACUGCCCGAGGGACAGGCGAACGACUCCAAGAACAAACUCCCGAAGACAUUCCCUCAGUUAUUCUGUGGCCUCCCUUCUAUACACAGCGAGUCUUUGGCGGCUACCUUCUUAGGCACUCAAGGUCUCUCCAAGGACACACCCGAGCCCUCCUGCAAAGAUCCUUACCUCUUGAAAGAGGCCUCGCCCUUCCUCUUGCCACCCCACACGCCACCUCCACCUACGGCAGUCCCUCCCUCUUCCUUGGCUUCCCCAAAAGAGUCUUUGUAUGAGCGCCAAGCUCAGAUCAACGUGCCGUGUCUGACUCUGGCUGAGUGUAAAGCCUUGGAAUGGCACCUUCUACAAAGACAGCUUCAGCUACAGUGGGGCCUGCCAGCUGUCAUCCCCGGAUCUCCCUAUGAGCAGAGCCACAUACGGUAUAAGCCAUGUAAUAAAGCAAAGCCCCACAAGACUUUAAAAGCCUCCUGGCCAAGAAAGUCAUCCGCAGUCCUCACCAGAGACCUGGCCUUCAUCCCAGAGCCUGCACGCAGGCUGCUGGAAUUCCACCUCCAGAAGCAGCUCAUUCACCUGCGCUGGGGCCUGCCCCAGAGGAUCCAACGCUCCAUUCACUUGGUCCUCUCCUCUCCUGACCAGAAGCCCCGGUCCUGCAGCAGCGGGGCACUACCCAAUGUGAGCAUCCUGCAGCCAGGAGACCCAGAGGCCGGGUCUGGUGACACAUCUGCAGUUGCAGUGGACAGAGGGUCAGUUCCCACACCUCACUUGUUUGGCCAGGCAAAGGCAAUGUUGAAGGCUCACAUUGAUUCCAAAUGUGGACAGAUCCACCAGGGCAAGGUCCCUGCCUGUGUCCAAAGCUCCUGGGAAUGCAGGAUUCCCAGGAGUUUGUCAGUCGGGGCUUCUUUCUCAAACAUUCCAGCAAGCCAACACCUGGAGCUACUGGCAGAAAAAAACCCUGACCUACAUCACAGAGCUGUUUCUCAGGAACCAGAACCAGCAGCCCUUGACCAGGAAAAAGAGGCCUUAUCAGGCACUCUCAUUGAACACUGUAAGCGGCCCCAAGCCCUACCUGAGGAAACCAUUAAGAAACUGGAGACGACGUUACGACAUAAGUAUCUGGCCUUCCUGUCAGGCCUGCCUGUGCAUUACUGUGUGACCCCCUCUAGAGCAACAUCCCCAGCAACUGUUAGCCAGGUGACCUUACCUGAAGACCCAUAUCGGAGUAGGCUUGAACCUUGUACUCAGGAUGAGAACGAGGCUUCUGCGCUCAUUGCACGGGAUGACAAUGAGACUUCUGAGGACAUUGCAGAAGAGGUCCAGCCUAAAGUGCAGGUGGCAGGAGAGACAGAGAAGGUGCCUCUAGAGACGCAGACAGAGAUCUUGGCGAAACUGAGUUUCCACCUGAAAAAAAAGGUUCUAGAGAUAAAGUUGGGAAUGCCUAUAAUAGAAAAUGAACUCAAAGAGUCAAAUGCAAAGGACCCAGAGAGUGAAUACACAGAGGAGCCUGUUGGGACUCUAAGUAUCCCAGAAAGCACAGCGCUACCACAACUGCCCAACUCAGGGGACUCUUCUCCGGCCCCAGAUGCAAACAGGGUCCACCUUGGAAAACAGCCAGCCUCUGCAGGGCAGGCUGUGUGCCUCAAGCAAAAGCAACCUAGUUCCAAAGCAGCGCCCUAUGGUUCUGCCCAGUGGGGCUCCAAGGCCUCACUCCUCAGGAAUAUGAUCAAGGCCCAAGUGAAAUUUGUUCAGCUGGAGACCAGUAGGGCAAAACCCAACCUAACCUUUAGCACUGAGCCUCAAAGCCCAGGCAAGAGCAGGUAUUCAGCCCAUGUCCCCACGCUGACAGAAAAGAGCAACAAGUUAGGGAAACCCAAGGCAGGGGGGGACCUUGAAGAAGGGGAUGCAGGUCUUGGGCUUUCCCCAACCGGUGGGGAGACAUACCAUGAUGGAGAUGAGGAGUCAGAAAAGAGGCCUCCCCCUGAGACACCCCAAGGCUCCUCAAAGCAGAGGCCUAGCUCUCAUCUUGAGGAUCCCUAUCUGCCCAGCCCCCAGAAUCUCUCAGAGUUUGAGUUCCCAGAACCACCUCCAGAAGUCGUUAUAGAGAUAGAUGCUGCACAGGACAUGCAAGACAGUCUGACUAAGGUAGAUGCCAUCCCGGAACCUGCAAGGAUUGCCAAGGUCCCCCAGCCUAUGGCCUCCAAGACUUCCCAGUGUCUGCCUUUCCCACACCCAUCAACUCAGGGAAAACCUUUUAGGGGCCAAACUUGGCAAGACCACAUUUCACGGAGACAGGUGAUGCCAGCCUCUCCUCACGCUAGCCCCAGCCUUCCAGGGGCUGGCUUGAAAAAUAAGAUGAAAGCCUUUCUUCACUCUAUGAGCCCCAAGAUAAAAGACAGAACCCACAAGAAAUCCACGGUCUCUACACCCGGGAAAGUAUCCAAACCCAGUAAAGAAAAUGUUAACAAGGGUCUGCCUCAAGCCAAAAGCCCCACCAAGGAAACUAAGAGAAAGAACUGCAGAGGGCCCAGGGCCCAACCUGCGCCCUCUGAGAAGUCAGUGAUCACAUCGUUUUCAACUGCUCCCCACAUUCUAGACAGUAAGCUUGGACCACGCUCUGGACAGCAUAGCUUUGUCUCAGUACCAGGCCAGCCCCGACACUGUCCUCGGCACUGCCCUAGAUUGGCUCGUACCACUCAAUACAGAAACCCACCCUAGGUCCCAAGGUUUACUUGGAAAUGUUCUUCUGCUAAUGGUGACCACUCAGGCUCUUCCGCUAGGCUCCCCCUCCUCGGUAUCUUUAAAGAGCAGUAUUAUUGUCAUUUCCUUUAAUGAACAGGUGGAUAAAAAAAAAACACCCAAAAUAUAUUCUGUACCUAUAAACAGUC
Messenger RNA from Myodes glareolus (Bank vole), 4264 nucleotides. Lineage: Eukaryota; Metazoa; Chordata; Mammalia; Rodentia; Cricetidae. The record is from RefSeq and is a predicted model, not a curated record.